UCUCUUGCUCUCGCUCUUGCCACCAUGAUUAACACCUACCACACCAGCCUGCCUCCACCGCCGGUCCCACCCCGGACGGGCAUGCACCAUGCGGCGUCGGGCCGCACCAGCCCGCCUGUCUGGUUCUUUUCAGCCGUCUUGGUGGUCCAGAUGGUGCUGACCAUGGGAGGGUUCGUCUACCUGUUCAGGAAGAACAGCAUGAUGCAAAAUGAGUUCUUGGGCAGGAACUAUGACGACUUCAUAGUUCUCAAAAGACUACAGGAGUGUGACGAUGGAAGUCUGGACUCUAACUCGUUGUUGGACUGCAGGAAGAUCUUGGACAAAUUCAUGGCUGUGAUAUCAAAGAUAUCACAAGCUGGAGCUGUAGGAAAAGGUGCGCUGCUCUCGGGUUCGAUGCCCUUCCGUGUCUCUUCACCUGUGGCCCACAUGGUGCCAGAACGCCAGCCUCCCACGUCCAAAAUUGUGAUGUGGAACAGAGAUCACUCUCUGCUGGCAAAGGUGACCUACCUCUCUGGGCCGGGUGCACUGAAGAUUCUCCAACCUGGGAAUUACUACGUCUACUCCCAGGUCACCUUCACCAACACGAGCGCAACACAUCCGCUCGCCCACAGCAUAGUGCGCACGCGGACCUCUGGGGAAAAAACAGAUAUCUUACUCAGGGCCUACGCCAGCGUGAAGAGCAAAGACCAGCCGCCAGUAGCAACAUCCUUCCAGGGAGGGGUCUUCAAGCUGGAGAAGGACGAGCAGCUCUUCCUCAACGUGACGGACGUCAAAUCGCUAACCUUAGACGAGACUAGCACGACUUUUGGAUUAUUCAUGCUGUGAAUACAGUCGCCAAAAAAAACCAAAAAAACAAUCCCACUGUUAGAAUGUUGUUGUCUCCUGACGUAGAGGAAGACCUAUCAGACAGACGCACGGACACUGUUUAUGACAAAAAUGCAGUGAAUUUCCCCCACUGCAAUAAGGAUAAUGGGCAAAGAGUCAAGCCCAAGAUCAGCCUGGGGUUGGAGAUACAGACUUGCUGUGUGCUGAUUGGCUACGUGGGGCGUGGGAAACUUUACAAACAUGGACUCCUAUUGACUAAGGUAUCCUAAUAAGACCUAAUUAUCCUAUCCUAAUUAUAAUUUUGUUCUGUUUCAAUGUCAUAUCUCUCUUUUUAAUUACACUACAAUCCAGCUUCAUGCUGCACAGUCCAAAUUGUGGAAAAAGAAGUAUGCAUUUGUUUAUAGGUGCUGUGUUUCAGUUUAAACUGGGGAAAACCAUGGGUCAUUAGCACAAACUCCAAUCUCCAUUUUGAUGGAUAUUCACUGAUGCAAUUCAGGUUAAGUACCUUGCUUUAGGGGAAAAUGACAAUUUAACCUGCAUCCUGCAUGCACUGAUUCAAGCCUAGUUUCAAAACAGUAAAUUGAAGAUGCAUAUUUCACAUUAUUUCAUCAAUUGUUCAAAAUUCAACAGUAAUAAUUGCAGGACUUAAGUAUUGUAUUCCCAGGCAAGAUGCUAUUGGUCCUCCAUAAAAUGAAUGUAAUGAUAAUGUGCACAUGGGGUGGAGCCACAAAUACUUUUCAGCCACCCCCUUCCAAUUUCUUGUAUCUACUUGUAUUUAUAUAUAUUACUAUAUUUUAAAAACAAACAAAAAUGUAUUUAAAAUGCAAGGCUAAAGUCCAAAAUCAGUCCAAUAGCUAUUUUUCUUGAGAGACAAUAGUUGUUUUCCCAGAAUAUCUGUGGUAAGGAAUUUUAAAUGAAGUAUUUUAUAUAUUCAUAUAUUCAAUAAUUUGUAUUUUUUGUUGCUUGAAUAAUUUAUUCUUAGAUGUAUUAUAACAGAUUGCUGUUGUAACUGAACAUCUUUUAUUUAAAAUUUUUUCAUAUAAUAAUGUGUGUAUAUGUCUGUUGUGUUCAUUUACCAGUCUAUACUGGAAAAUCAAGUCAAAACAAGACUUCAUAUUCACAUUAUGUGCUUUGGUAUUUUGUGUAACAUGCACUAAAUAGAUAGCAAUAACAUUUUACCCAUUAGUAACCGCUUCCAUUUAGGAAAAAUAAUAAAGGUUUCAGGUAAUUGGGACUGCCACAAUGC
This is a messenger RNA of Anguilla anguilla (European eel), 2071 nucleotides long. RefSeq names its product CD40 ligand-like. Gene Ontology annotation, biological process: immune response. The record is from RefSeq and is a predicted model, not a curated record. Gene Ontology annotation, molecular function: tumor necrosis factor receptor binding. The transcript is spliced from 5 exons. The coding region runs from base 25 to 825 and encodes 266 amino acids. Gene Ontology annotation, cellular component: membrane. NCBI's taxonomy places the organism in Eukaryota, Metazoa, Chordata, Actinopteri, Anguilliformes, Anguillidae.